AUGUCUUCCGCUACUUCUUUCUAUGAUUUCGAGCCUGUCGAUAAGAAGGGUGCUCCCUUCCCCCUCGCCUCCCUUAACGGCAAGGUCGUCCUCGUCGUGAACACCGCCUCCAAGUGCGGUUUCACUCCCCAGUUCGAAGGUCUUGAGAAACUCUACCAGAAACUGAAGACCAAGUACCCCGAAGACUUCACUAUAAUCGGUUUCCCUUGCAACCAGUUCGGUAGCCAGGAUCCCGGCUCCGACGAAGAAAUCCAGUCCUUUUGCCAGCUCAACUACGGUGUCACAUUCCCCGUGCUUGGAAAACUUGAUGUGAAUGGCGACAAUGCCGCGCCUGUGUGGACUUUCAUGAAGGAGAAGCAGCCUGGUCUUUUGGGACUUAAGCGUGUCAAGUGGAACUUCGAGAAGUUCUUGAUUUCUGCUGAUGGAAAUGUUGUUGGCCGCUGGGCUUCUGUUACUAAGCCCGAGGGCCUUGAGGAUACUAUUGUUAAGGAGAUCGAGAAGGCUAAGAAGGAGGGUGUCCUUGCCUCGCAGAAGGGUGCCGCUGCUGCUGAGCAGUCCUAG
This is a messenger RNA of Penicillium soppii, 561 nucleotides long. RefSeq names its product glutathione peroxidase. Lineage: Eukaryota; Fungi; Ascomycota; Eurotiomycetes; Eurotiales; Aspergillaceae. Gene Ontology annotation, biological process: response to oxidative stress. Gene Ontology annotation, molecular function: glutathione peroxidase activity. The transcript has 2 exons. Bases 1 to 561 code for a protein of 186 amino acids. The record is from RefSeq and is a predicted model, not a curated record.